This is a messenger RNA of Maudiozyma barnettii, 1122 nucleotides long. RefSeq names its product SUN family protein NCA3 (gene NCA3). NCBI's taxonomy places the organism in Eukaryota, Fungi, Ascomycota, Saccharomycetes, Saccharomycetales, Saccharomycetaceae. Gene Ontology annotation, cellular component: fungal-type cell wall; cell surface. The record is from RefSeq and is a predicted model, not a curated record. The transcript has a single exon. The coding region runs from base 1 to 1122 and encodes 373 amino acids. Gene Ontology annotation, biological process: fungal-type cell wall organization.
AUGAAAUUCUCUACCGCUUUAACAAUUUCUUCAAUUGCCUCUGUCGCUAUUGCUGCUCCAAGAGGUGAUCAUCAUUCCGAUGUUCAUUUCGACAAGAGAGGUAUGGUCACUGUCACCCAAUACGUCAACGAAAACGGUGCUGUUAUUAUUCCAGGUGCAGGUGCAUCUGCAUCUGAAACUUCCUCCGUUGCUGUCGCUACUGCUACUUUAGCAGGUGCUUCUACCGCUUCAUCAAAGACUACGACAACUCUAUCACCUUCUGCCUCUACUGGUGUAUCGUCAUCAUCUUCUUCAAGUGGUGACUACUCCGGUGAUUUAACUGGUUCUUCUACCGGUUCCAAAUUUGAAGAUGGUACAAUUGCUUGUUCUAGUUUCCCAUCUGGUUCCGGUGUCAUCAGUCUUGAUUGGCUAGGUCUAUCUGGUUGGUCUUCCAUCCAGGACUCCGACGGUAACAGUGUCACCUCAUGUGAAGACGGUAGUUAUUGUUCAUACGCUUGUCAAGCUGGUAUGUCCAAGACUCAAUGGCCUUCUUCUCAACCAGACAGUGGUGCCUCCUUAGGUGGUCUAGUCUGUAAAGACGGCUAUCUCUUUAGAACCAACACUGACACCGAUUACUUAUGUGGAUGGGGCGAAGGUACUGCCUCUGCUUCUAACUCCAAUAGUAACGGUGGCAUUGCUCUAUGUAGAACCGAUUACCCAGGUUCUGAAGCCAUGGUCGUUCCAACUUGGUUAGAAUCUGGUUCUUCUUCAAAGCAAAUCUCCGUUGUCAAUGAGGAGACUUACUACCAAUGGGAAGGUAAGCAAACCUCUGCUCAAUACUAUGUCAAUAAUGCUGGUGUCUCUGUUGAAGACGGUUGUAUCUGGGGUUCUUCAGGUUCCGAUGUCGGUAACUGGGCUCCAUUAGUGCUAGGUGCUGGUUCUGCUGAUGGUAUUACUUACUUAUCUUUGAUUCCAAACCCAAACAAUGAAGACGCAACUUCCGCUAACUUCAAUGUCAAGAUCGUUGCCACUGACGGUUCUACCGUUAGCGGUGAUUGUUCAUUCGAAAACGGUGAAUUUUCAACCGAUGGUGGUUGCACUGUUAGUGUAACUUCAGGUUCUGCUGAAUUCCAAUUCUACUAA